UUUUUUUUUUUUUAUCAAAACGGGCUAACUUUGUUUCUAAACUGCGUUUUCCGCCAUCCUUGCCAGAAUGUUAGCUCAGUUUUGGACCAGAACUCCUUUGUUGUUCAGACUGGCUUUGGGUCUGAGGGGAGGAGCAGGGAGGAGACUCCGCAGCCUGCGGGGAGCUGCAGAUCUCCUCCUGCACAGCUUUGACGCACAGCGCACAGAUGGAGCGGGUUUUCCUCCUCUUCAUCCUCCUGGUCGGAACCGCGGUACCGUCCGCCGCAGAGUGGAAGCUGGUUCUGCUCCACACCAACGACGUGCACGCCCGGGUAGAGGAGACCAGCGUGUUCUCCGCUAAAUGCAGCCGCCAGGGGAAUUGCUUCGGCGGCGUGGCGCGCAGAGCCACCGCGAUCCAAAGGAUCCGGAACCAGGAGAGCAACGUGCUGCUGCUGGACGCCGGGGACCAGUUCCAGGGGACCGUCUGGUUCAACUACUACAACGGAGCGGAGGCGGCCCACUUCAUGAACAGGCUGGGAUAUGAUGCCAUGGUCUUUGGAAACCACGAGUUUGACAACGGCGUGGAGGGACUCAUGAAGCCGUUCCUGCAGAACAUCAACUGCUCCAUCCUCAGCGCCAACAUCCAACCCGACAGCACCCUGGCCUCCACCUUCGGCAUCACCUACUCGCCCUACAAGAUCUUUGAGGUGGGAGGUCAGCGGGUCGGCGUGGUGGGCUACACGUCCCGGGAAACCAAGGCGCUGUCCAAACCCGGACCUCACCUGGACUUCCUGGACGAGGUGAGCUCCCUGCAGCCGGUGGUGGACAAACUCACGGCGCUCGGUGUCGAUAAGAUCAUCGCUCUGGGUCACUCCGGCUUCACCGUGGACCGGCUCAUCGCCAAGAAGGUGCGCGGCGUGGACGUGGUCAUCGGCGGACACACCAACACCUUCCUGUACACAGGAACGCCUCCCUCCGUGGAGACCAAGGCUGGAGAUUAUCCGUACUUGGAGUUCAGCGAGGACGGGCGCAGCGUUCCUGUGGUCCAGGCAUACGCCUUUGGAAAAUAUCUGGGCCACCUGACCGUGACCUUUGAUGACAAGGGGAAUGUGGUGAAAUAUUCUGGAAACCCGAUCCUGCUGGACAGCAGCAUCCCACAAGAUCCAAAGAUCUUGGCUGAGGUGGAGAGCUGGAAGAAGAACCUGGCCAACUACACGGCCAAGGUGGUGGGCAGGACUCUGGUCUUCCUGAACGGCUCCAACAUGGCGUGCCGCUCCCAGGAAUGUAACCUGGGCAACCUGAUCUGCGACGCCAUGCUGGAUAACUACAUCAGGUUCUUCGACGACCAGCAGUGGAACCACGUCAGCGCCUGCAUCUUUAACGGCGGUGGCAUUCGGGGCUCCAUCGACGAGCGCACCUACAACGGUUCCAUCACCAUGGAGGACCUGCUGUCUGUGCUGCCGUUUGGAGGAACCUUUGACCUGGUGCAGCUGAACGGCUCCACGCUGAGGAAGGCCUUCGAGCACGCCGUCAGGAAAUACGGAAGCAACGCUGGAGAGUUCCUGCAGGUCUCAGGACUCCGUGUGGAGUUUGACGUCUCCAAACCUGCAGGACGGCGCGUGAGAAGCCUCAGCAUCCUCUGCACCAGCUGCCGGGUUCCUCGGUACGAGCCGGUCCUGGACGCGGCGCUCUACACGGUGACGCUGCCGUCCUACCUGGUGACUGGCGGAGACGGGUUCGACGUCAUCAAAAACGGGUUCAAGAAGCACAACAGCGGGGAUCUGGACAUUUCGGUGGUGGCGGACUACAUCACACAGAGAGGGCGGAUUUAUCCGGCGGUGGAGGGACGCAUCAAGAUCUACAACUCAGCCUCUGGACUGCGGGCCUCGCUGUCCUCGCUGGUUCUGCUGGUUCCACUGUGGCUGCUCUGGAGCUGGUGAAGAACCAGCUAAAGCUCGGAUCAGAACCAGAACAGGACACUCAUGCAUCUGGGUUCUCAAUGUUUCUGCUUUUAUAAACUCCAUGUGGACUUUAGCUAGAACUGAUCCUGCAGGACUGAGGAGGUUUUUUAUGUCCAGUCUCCUAAAUGCUGAGCAAAGCCCAACGAUGCACUUCCUUUAAUGGCCACUAGGGGCGCCUUCAGGGACACCGUCAUCGAUUGAUGCUUUAAUUUACCACUAAAUCCCACUGAGCUCUAUUUAUUCCCUGGAUGCUGAU
Fundulus heteroclitus (mummichog) is the source of this 2196-nucleotide messenger RNA. RefSeq names its product 5'-nucleotidase, ecto (CD73) (gene nt5e). NCBI's taxonomy places the organism in Eukaryota, Metazoa, Chordata, Actinopteri, Cyprinodontiformes, Fundulidae. Gene Ontology annotation, cellular component: plasma membrane. The record is from RefSeq and is a predicted model, not a curated record. Gene Ontology annotation, molecular function: metal ion binding; nucleotide binding; 5'-nucleotidase activity. The coding region runs from base 207 to 1919 and encodes 570 amino acids. The transcript has 9 exons. Gene Ontology annotation, biological process: AMP catabolic process.